AUUAUAAAGAAAGAACACGACAGGAAAGACGGGACACUCGAAUGCUGUACAGUUUUUUUGGAAAUUCAACGUCGUCAUUGGAGCGCAUCUAUUUUCUGUGGAUAGUAAGGGAGCGAUAUUGACUGAUAGUGGAAUCUGGAUUUGCUUUCUGGAAUAUAAAUAUUUGGAGCCUCACGGAAAAAAAAAUCGGAUAGAACAAUGGCCAGGCAAGUACUGUUGUUUGUCUCUGUGCUCUCCGUCAGCUCGGUGCUCGGGCAGGUCAGCUACACAAUACCAGAAGAAAUGCCAAAAGGAUCUUUAGUGGGUAAUAUCGCAAAUGAUUUAGGUUUACAAAUCAAACGUUUGGCAGCAGGUAAAGCGCGAAUUUUCACCCGAGACAGCGACGGGUACAUCGAACUAAACAGAGAAAGAGGAGUCCUGCUUGUUAAAGAGAGAAUUGACAGAGAGGCUCUCUGCAGACAGACGACGCCUUGUGCUUUACAUUUUCAGAUUAUUUUAGAGAAUCCAAUGGAAUUUUAUAGUGUUACAGUGCAGAUAACAGAUAUCAAUGAUAAUGCACCAACCUUUGAAAAAACUGAGAUGAAAUUCAAAAUCAGCGAGUCAGCGGUGAUCGGUGCAAAAUUUGUUCUAGAAAGAGCUGUGGAUCCCGAUGUAGGAAUUAAUGAUUUGAAAAGCUACCAAUUAAAACCAACAGAUAAUUUUGCUCUGAAGCUGCACAACAUCGCUGAUGGAAAUAAACACGUCGAGAUGGUGCUGCAGAAACCUUUAGACAGAGAGAAACAGGAGCAGAUAUAUCUCGUGUUGACGGCUGUAGACGGAGGAGAGCCGCAGAUGUCAGGAACGAUGCUGAUCCUCAUCACAGUUUUGGACGCUAAUGAUAAUGCUCCUGUUUUUACACAACAAACAUACAAAGCUACAGUUACUGAGAAUUCACCAAAAGGAACAAUUGUUGCUACUGUUACAGCCUCAGAUGCAGAUCGAGGCUCCAAUAGUAAAAUUACAUAUUCAAUCACAAAUACGUUAGAUGAUGUCAGGAAAGUGUUUGAUGUAAAUGAGGAAAACGGUGAGUGACUUUAAUUGGAAACA
Messenger RNA from Acanthochromis polyacanthus (spiny chromis), 1086 nucleotides. Its product is annotated as protocadherin beta-16-like. Gene Ontology annotation, cellular component: plasma membrane. Gene Ontology annotation, biological process: homophilic cell-cell adhesion. Bases 199 to 1071 code for a protein of 290 amino acids. Gene Ontology annotation, molecular function: calcium ion binding. The transcript has a single exon. The record is from RefSeq and is a predicted model, not a curated record. Lineage: Eukaryota; Metazoa; Chordata; Actinopteri; Pomacentridae.